AUGAAUUGGUUAGUAUCCCUGACAAUCGUCUGCUUGGCAGUGCAAUGCAGCACUGCUGUGCAGUAUCCGGAAGAUAUAUACAGCAGUUUGGCUUUCGUUUUCGAUACGACUGGUUCCAUGGAAAAUGAUUACUUACAGUUGAAAUCGCACGCGGAGAGCAUCAUGAAUUACGUGCUGACAAGGAACAACAGUGAUAUCAAGCAUUUCGUUUUUGUACCAUUUAACGACCCAGAUGUGGGACCUGUGACGGAAACAUUUGACCCGAAGGUAAUCAUGCACAAACUGAAUCAAGUACUGAUACGUGGAGGAGGAGAUUGUCCGGAAAUGGGUAUAACGGCAAUCAUACAGGCUUUAAAAAUAAUAAGACCAAAUUCGUAUAUUUACGUCUUUACUGAUGCGCCACCCAAAGAUUCGCAUUUAGUUUACGACGCCCUCGAGUUAAUCCAAAGAAAACAAUCUCAAGUGGUCGUCUUAAGAACAGUGCACGAUUGCAUAUCGACGGAUAAGAGUUAUGAAAAUAUUGCAUCAUUAGGAUCAGGUAACGUGUUUGAUGUUAACAAGGAAGAUGUAUCAAAAGUACUGCAAUUUGUAAAAACGUCAAUGGACACAAACCGAGUAAAUUUGAUGUCUAUCAAUAUCCCACAAAAACAAUUGACACCAUUUCCGAAAAGGCUGAAUAUCGACGAAAGCAUAAAGAGUCUCCAGGUCUCCGUCUCGGGACUCAAUUCUACCAUUGACGUGGUGAAUCCCGUAGGCAAGAAAAUGGAUGAAGCCCAUGGGUUGAUCACUGAUUUAGACUUGAAAAAUGUCAAAAUCGUCAACAUUCUGGAACCCAUACCCGGCGAAUGGACUUUAUACAUUACUAGUGAAUCUGCACAUACGAUUCGUGCUUGCGGAAUCAGCACAAAGAAUUUUGACUUCGGCUUUGCUACUUCAGUACCAAAAAAUAUGACGCAAACUAGCCACAGACCACUUAAAGGUGCCAAAAACUAUAUAUUAGUAAACUGUCCAGACGUUAAGAAAUUCGUUUCUUGUAAAAUUCAAGAUUUAAGCAGUGACGGUACUACAGUGGCGCUGCCAGUUUUAGAUUUUGGAAAAAAUUUGUUGUUAUGUGGUCCAUUCAUACCUAAAGACAAUCCUUUUUACGUACAGGUAUUUGGUAUGAACAACAAUGGUAAUUACUUCAAGCGCAUUACUAAAACUAGCAUUAUUCCAAACGAACCUGAUGCACCUUACAUAACUACAUCAACAAAAGCGGUCGGAGUAGUUGGUGGUGAAUUGCACGUCAAUUGUCUUGUCGAGUCAUUGGUCCCGUUUACAGUUACCUGGGAGUCGCAAAAUUACCCCAAACAAACUUGGAACUUUAGCCAAAGUUCAGAAAUCGAAUUGGUCGUACGCAACGUAACAUUCCAACAUGAGGGUAUUUUCACAUGUGGUGCAAAAAAUAUCGCUGGCUAUUCCGAAUCAACAACUAACGUCACCAUAAUAUCCAAACCAACGUUUGCCGAGGGGAGCGAUAAUGUAACCGUGGUAUUACCAGAAGGUGGAGAUUAUGCGUUUAAGUGUACGGGUCAAGGAGUACCCUCCCCCCUAAUGAUUUGGCUUAUGAAUGGAUCUCCUGUUUCUUCUUACAGCGACCAUAUUUUAGUCGUAAAUGACUUCCGGAGGUUGAUUAUAUUUGAUACUCCAUUGGGCGAUUCAAACGUGUACACAUGCAGAGCUACAAACGAGGCCGGGACAGUUGAGAAACACUUUAAAACCGUUGUUCAAGGUGAAACGCCUUUCCCGAAGAUAGCAAACGAAUCUUUGGUUAUAAACGAACUCGAUGACGUUCUUCUGAAUUGCCCGUUAAAGAACAUGAACCAUAAAUGGUUAAAGGACGGUGUAAAUAUCAAUGACUUAGUUUACAAAAGAGCAGAUGAACAACAUUUCAAACAAAUAAAUAGUUCAUUAAAAAUCUACGAACUGGAUGAUUUAGAUGGUGGCGUAUACACGUGUAUGAACUCCAAUGAAACGUAUACAUUUCACUUACGAAUCGGGUUCUCUCCUUCAUUCAUUAAAUACCAGCCCGAGACAAUGAUGAUUAGCAAAAAUGAAACGGUUGUGUUUGACUGCAGAGCAAAAGGAUUUCCAAAACCAAGAGUGUACUGGAGAAAACUUGAUUCCGCAUUCCCGAUAACUCCCUGGACCUUGCAUGGCAGCGAAUACCUGGAAUAUAAACAGGUACUAAAAAUUCAUAAUAUCGACUGGAUACAUAAUGGAACAUACACUUGUAUUGUUAAAAACAAAUUAGGGAGCGAAAAACGUCGUUUUGAAUUAUUUGUAUUCUAA
Molecule: messenger RNA, 2331 nt
Organism: Macrosiphum euphorbiae (potato aphid)
Lineage: Eukaryota; Metazoa; Arthropoda; Insecta; Hemiptera; Aphididae
Source: the annotation of a GenBank genome assembly